Harpegnathos saltator (Jerdon's jumping ant) is the source of this 2319-nucleotide messenger RNA. RefSeq names its product Septin 1 (gene Septin1). Gene Ontology annotation, biological process: cell division. Lineage: Eukaryota; Metazoa; Arthropoda; Insecta; Hymenoptera; Formicidae. Gene Ontology annotation, molecular function: GTP binding. The transcript is spliced from 5 exons. The record is from RefSeq and is a predicted model, not a curated record. Bases 358 to 1545 code for a protein of 395 amino acids.
UUCCAUUCGUCUAAUUUGAUGAACAAAUAUAUAUUCAGCGGCUCUGAUAUAAUUUUUGAUAUUACUUUUGUGAGCGGAAUUUUAUAUAAAUAAUGUCGAUCGAAGAAGAAUAUUUUCAGGUUAUUUCAUAAAAUAACCUAUCUUAUAUACGUAUUUGUCGUAUGUUAUUUUGUCGCAUCCUGUCGUGAUACGACGUGGUGACUAUUAUACUGUGUGUCCGUUUGGUUUAUUUUCAUUAAUCUAGAAAUUGAACAGAAUUGGUCAGCUGUAUAACGUCUAUUAAAAAAAGAAAAAGAGAUAAAGAGCGUGCAGUCUUGUUUCAUCAUUCGACUAUUUACAAUCAAACAACUUGGUGAAAUGUCUAGUGAAAGUGUAAAAACAUUUGCUAGUCUUGAAACACCUGGAUAUGUAGGAUUUGCGAAUUUACCUAAUCAAGUACAUCGAAAAUCUGUGAAAAAAGGUUUCGAGUUUACACUCAUGGUUGUUGGAGAAUCUGGUCUUGGAAAAUCUACUUUAGUAAAUAGCUUAUUCCUUACGGAUUUAUAUCCUGAACGAGUAAUUCCUGAUGCAGUUGAAAAAACAAAUCAAACUGUUAAACUCGACGCUUCAACGGUUGAAAUUGAAGAAAGAGGCGUUAAACUUAGAUUAACAGUUGUUGAUACACCUGGUUAUGGAGAUGCAAUUGAUAAUACAGAUAGUUUCAGAGCUAUCAUUCAAUAUAUAGAUGAUCAGUUUGAGAGGUUCCUUCGUGAUGAAAGUGGUUUAAACAGAAGAAAUAUUGUGGACAACAGAAUACAUUGUUGUUUUUAUUUUAUCUCUCCAUUUGGUCAUGGGUUAAAACCAUUAGAUAUUGAAUUUAUGAAGCAACUUCAUAACAAAGUUAACAUAGUACCUGUAAUAGCGAAAGCUGAUGUACUUACCAAAAAAGAAGUAUUACGUUUAAAAAAAAGAGUUAUGGAAGAGAUUGAAGGCAAUGGAAUCAAAAUAUAUCCUUUACCAGACUGUGAUAGUGAUGAAGAUGAAGAUUACAAAGAACAAGUACGUCAAUUAAAAGAGGCUGUCCCAUUUGCAGUAUGUGGUGCCAAUACCUUGCUUGAAGUCAAAGGAAAGAGAGUACGGGGUCGAUUGUAUCCGUGGGGUGUUGUUGAAGUUGAAAAUCCUGAUCAUUGCGAUUUUAUUAAAUUAAGAACGAUGCUAAUAGUGAGGAAACAAGAUCAGAUCUUCCGAAUAAUUUUGAAAAUAUGCAAGAUAGAAAAGAAUACUAAAUACAGAAAUUGUAGAGUUUUAAGCUACCCAUUACAUAACAAUACUAUCAGACUGGCAAAAUGUCGUUUUUUCUAUGUAAAUGAAAAGCGAUUUUUUCAUACAAAACAAACAUUUUAUUCUGUAAUAUUUUGUCCGCUUAAUUCAAUAACCUUUUGCCACCUGUUUGGUAGCUUCAUGAUUCCAGAAGAGAAUUUUAUUGGUGAAAAACUGAUCCAAGUUCUGCUUGAUGACCUUAUCAGAAUUGAAUUUUUUCCCUACAAGGAAUUUUGCAAGGAAUGAAAUCAAUGGUAAUCUGAUAAUGCAAGAUCAGAUGAAUAUGGUGGAUAUGGUAACACAUCCCAUCCAAACUGCAAUAAUUUCUGGCAGAUGACUAACAAUGUAUGUAGUCUAGUGUGUCAUGGUGAAAAACAACAUCUUUAUGAUUCAUCAGUUUUGAGCGCUUCUGCUUGAUUGCUUCGUGUAAUUUGUCCAAUUGACGAUAGUACAAUUCUGAAUCAUUUGAUUACUUUUAAGCAGUUCAAAAAAACACAAUAUCCACAAUAAUCAUAUCACAAUAAUUGUAAUUUCACCAAACAAAUAAUAAAAUCUUUCUUUGGUGAAUGUCUGCUUUAGAAGUUUUGUGGCGGCUCAUCAUGUUUGUUCCACGAUCUUUCUCGUACAUUGUUGUAAACAAAUCAUUUUUCAUCGCCAAUUAAUAUUCGUUUCAAAAACAGAUUGUUUUGCUCACGUUUUAGGAGAGAAUUAUUGAUAUUGAUGAGAUGAAUUUCUUUGAGCUUGUGUGGAACUCAGAUAUCGAGUUUGCUGACGUAUCCAAGUUUAAAUGGUUUUCAAUGCUCAUAUGUGAUAUGUUUAGCUUUUCAGCGAUUUCCUGUAUCGUAUAAUGGCGGUUGGAUUCGAGCAAUGCUUUUAUUUUAUCGUCAUCGAUCGUCUUAAUUGGCUGGCCUGACUGUAGUGUAUUUUUCCUAGACAAAAAUCUUCUGAACGAAAACGAGCAAACUAACGCUAAUAUUGGCGUUCUGUUAAGGAUUCCUCACCAUAUACAAGGUGCACAAU